Molecule: messenger RNA, 744 nt
Organism: Colletotrichum acutatum
Lineage: Eukaryota; Fungi; Ascomycota; Sordariomycetes; Glomerellales; Glomerellaceae
Exons: 3
Coding region: 1-744 (247 amino acids)
Molecular function (GO): iron ion binding; monooxygenase activity; oxidoreductase activity, acting on paired donors, with incorporation or reduction of molecular oxygen
Source: RefSeq, a predicted model, not a curated record
AUGCACCGCGCAAAGCAAUUCUUUGCCGUACUCGGCCGUAGCACCGGCCUGAAAAAGGCGGAACCGGAACACGAUACCGAUAUCGACACCAAAGAUGACACCAAAGUCGAGAGAAAAGCCGAUUCCCGCACGCGCUACCGCGACUUCGAAACCCAAACAUCUCCAGACCCUAAGCCACCAACACUAACAGAAAAGGGAUGGACCUUUCGCCGCGAAGCCGAAUUCCUCUGGCGACUCGAGCAGGUCGUCGACCAAGAAGAGAACUGGCGUGGGACCUGUAUGCCGGAAGUCAAGGAUAUGCGGGCGAUGGACUGGGGCACUGAGCUCGUGCCCAAGGAGAUGGGCUCACUCACCACCAACGCCAUGCAGGGCCUCUCUUCCCGCAUCGUGGAUGCUGUAACUUCAAAUCCGGCAGUCUCUCUGCUCUACAUCGCCCUCACGACAAUAUUGGUCCUAUUUCUCUGGACGAAAACGACGAGACGGACAAGCGGUCUACCUUUACCGCCUCAACCGCCCUCGAAGCCGAUUCUCGGCCACUUGACGGAUUUGAUCAGGGAGAAUAGGGCGCGGCGAUGGCAUUUGAAGUUGGAAGGGUGGGCGAGAGAGUAUGGCGCUAUUUUCGGGGUGAGGACGGGGUAUAUUGUUGAUUAUUAUAUCAACUCUGAUCUAUUGGUCAAGGAGCUUUUUGAUAAAAAGUCUGCGGUGACGGCGGAUCGACCUGUGUGGAUCAUGUCGAAUUAUUAA